UUCACAAUGGCGGCGAAACCAUGUCAAUUUAAACUUUUCUGUCUAAGUUGGCUAUCCGGAGCGGUUCUUUUUCUUAACACAUUUAUUAAUGCUAGUGACUUGACGUGGGAUGAAAACGGAUAUAUUGUGUACUGCCCGUGCAUGGGUCGGUUCGGGAACCAGGCGGACCAUUUCCUCGGCUCGCUGGCUUUUGCCAAACUGCUGAACCGGACUUUAGCGGUUCCGCCGUGGAUCGUUUAUCGGCACCACGCGCCUCCGUACACUAAUGUGCAUGUUCCCUACAGUGAAUAUUUCCAGCUGGAGCCGCUCAAGCAGUACCAUCGUGUGGUGAGUCUUGAGUACUUCAUGGACCAUCUGGCUCCUACACACUGGCCACCAGGCCAGAGAUCUGCUUACUGCUUUGAGUCAGCCGUCCAGCGGAGUUCAGAUAAGAAGAGCUGCCCUAUGAAGGAUGGAAAUCCCUUUGGUCCAUUCUGGGACCAUCUUGGAGUGGACUUUGACCGUUCUGUCCCGUUUGGUGGCCUGUAUUUCAGCUCCUACUAUAUUCCACAUUGGAUUAAAAGGUUUCCCCCAACGGAGCACCCAGUGCUGGCUCUUCCUGGAGCUCCAGCUCAAUUUCCUGUUUUAGAGGAGCAUGUGGGUCUGCAGCGUUAUGUUGUGUGGAAUGAGAAGAUUGUGCAGGAUGGGGAGAAGCACAUCAGCACACUGCUUGCCAGACCUUUUGUCGGUAUUCAUCUCCGUAUUGGAUCAGACUGGCAAAAUGCCUGCAAAAUGCUGGAGACAGGUGAUGCUGGUCCCCACUUCAUGGCUUCACCUCAGUGUGUGGGUUAUGACCGACAGACAGCACUGCCACUGACCAUGACUAUGUGUUUGCCUGACCUGAAGGAAAUCCUGCGUGCUGUAAAGUUUUGGGUGAAAAAGAUCGAUGCUCAGUCUGUCUACAUUGCCACUGAUUCUGAGUCUCACAGCUCCGAUAUUGAGAAACUCUUCAAAGGAAAGGUAAAGGUGGUCAGUGUUCAUCCAGAUGUGGCUCAGCUUGACUUGUACAUCUUGGGCCAAGCCGACCACUUUAUAGGCAACUGUGUCUCAUCAUUUUCAGCCUUUGUUAAGCGAGAAAGAGAUAUCCAUGGCAAAUCCUCCUCUUUCUUUGGCAUGGACUACCUUGUCAAAAAGAAGGGAAAAGAGGAACUUUAGAAACCAUCUUGCACUUAAGUGUUCAUAACUGUUAAAUCUGACUUCUUUAGUGAUCUCAGGUGAAUAAUUUACGGAAGAGUAAGGCUUAAAAAGGUUUUUGAUACAAAAAGUCUCAGACUAGUUUAGAACAUUCCAUGCUUAGAAAUAACCGUGUUGAAAAAUAGCACACAUAUGUAUAGUAUUCACAGGAUUUUACAUUUUAUUUUAAUGCACUUCUGUUUAUUUAGUUGUUUAAUUGAUAAAAAAAAUGCUGAUAUAUACAUGUACUUCAUGUUCACUUACAGUAAAAUACAAUAGAAUGUACACUACAGAACUCCUGAAUGACCUCUUACCUUUUCAUACUAAAUUAAAUUAUAAAAAUUAAAUGAAAAAAGUUUUUUUUUA
Messenger RNA from Clarias gariepinus (North African catfish), 1578 nucleotides. It is a transcript of the gene pofut1, whose product is annotated as protein O-fucosyltransferase 1. Gene Ontology annotation, molecular function: peptide-O-fucosyltransferase activity. Gene Ontology annotation, biological process: regulation of Notch signaling pathway; Notch signaling pathway; protein O-linked glycosylation via fucose. Gene Ontology annotation, cellular component: endoplasmic reticulum. Lineage: Eukaryota; Metazoa; Chordata; Actinopteri; Siluriformes; Clariidae. The transcript is spliced from 7 exons. The record is from RefSeq and is a predicted model, not a curated record. The coding region runs from base 7 to 1194 and encodes 395 amino acids.